AUGGUUCUGGAUGACUGGAAGAGGCUUUACUCCAACACCAAAUCUAACUUCCGUGAGGUUGCUAUCAAAGGAUUCUGGGACAUGUACGACCCAGAGGGAUUUUCGCUGUGGUUCUGUGACUACAAGUACAACGACGAGAACAUGGUUUCGUUUGUUACACUGAACAAGGUUGGUGGUUUCCUCCAGAGAAUGGACUUGGCACGUAAAUAUGCCUUUGGAAAGAUGCUGAUUUGCGGGUCAGAGGGGCCAUUCAAGGUGAAGGGUUUAUGGCUGUUCCGUGGACCAGAGAUCCCUAAGUUCAUAAUGGAGGAGGUGUACGACAUGGAGCUUUACGAGUGGACUAAGGUUGAUAUCUCAGACGAAGCACAGAAAGAGCGAGUCAGCCAGAUGAUUGAAGACGCUGAGCCCUUUGAAGGUGAGGCUCUCUUGGACGCGAAAUGCUUCAAGUGA
Molecule: messenger RNA, 450 nt
Organism: Arabis nemorensis
Lineage: Eukaryota; Viridiplantae; Streptophyta; Magnoliopsida; Brassicales; Brassicaceae
Source: the annotation of a GenBank genome assembly